CCCUCGUUCUGGAAUAUAAUUCGUCACUCGCUCACUUAUUCCAAACUUCAGGAUUUUAGCUUCAAAAAAUAUUCAUUUUAGACCACAAAAAAACACAUUUAGAGUCCUAAAGAGCUCUAAAGUGUUGGAUCAUCAUUAUGGUGUCCUAUAUAGCGUCUAGAAUUAUCAUGCUGGUUUUUGGAACCCUGUAUCCGGCUUACAGCUCAUAUAAAGCCAUCAAGACAAGGAAUACUCGAGAAUAUGUACGAUGGAUGAUGUAUUGGAUAGUGUUUGCUCUUUUUACGACAGCUGAGCUCUUUGCAGAUCUGCUUCUAGGGGUUUGGUUCCCAUUUUAUUAUGAGAUCAAGAUUGUAUUUAUGAUUUGGUUGCUUUCGCCAACCACAAAAGGUUCAACGAUAUUAUACAGGAAGUUUGUUCAUCCAUUGCUCUCAAAGCAUGAAAAUGAGAUUGAUACUUACAUAGCGCAGGCCAAAGACAGUGGUUAUGAAACACUUGUACGUGUCAGUCGGAACAGCAUAAAUAUUGCAGCAGAAACCAUGAUUAAAACAGCAGUGACUGGCCAAAAUGUGAUUGCUGAGAAGCUUCGGCAGUAUGGCAGUGAUCAAGUUGAGGGCGACGAACGGCACAAAAUGAGAAAAGCCAAGUCUUGGUAUGGCGGGAUGGACUCUGUACAAAAUGAUUAUGAGCCGAUCAAUGAGACAGAUAUAGAGGAGGAAGAAGAAGAGGAAGAGGAGGAAGAAAUGUAUAACACAGACAGUGUGGAAGUGGAAAGAGCUGAUGCAGAGAGUGCAAAAUUAAGAAAGGAUCUUUUAGAGAAAAAGAACAAGAACAAAAAUUAUAGUUCAGCGACACUGCCAAGAUCUUUCAGUAGAUCUUCAACUUACAGCAGCCUGUAUAGGGACUAUAAUGAAGAGCUUCUCCCAAGUUCCACCUAUACUACACCAGGACAAGGAUAUGAGCCCAGUACAGGAUACAGUACACGUAGUCGCAAGAAAAUCGCCUAAACCAAUCACACGAGCUGUUUUUAUUUACAAUUCAUAGUCCUCCAAACCAACCGACAGUGAUGUGAAGCCUCGCCGAAGCCAACGUAAUAAGAAAACAAAACGUGUCCUGCCUGGAAUUCCAUCACAAGAAUACRUUAGUGACAUGUGAAGUAACUCGACUUUCUAGCUUAUUUUUAAUCAAAUUGGAUAAUUUUUAUCUUUGUACUAUUGCUGUCUUUCAGUUUGUGUUGCCCUGUAUAUAGACUCUAGCGGUUCUCUUAUGAAUGGGAAGCCGGAUACGCCAAAUUUGUAGCCGUACUGUAGUCAUUAUCAUAGGAAGCUAUUUUGUACGAUAACCAUCCUAAUGGGAAGCCAUUUCACUGUUACGGAAUGUCAUACGAUAACCAUUCUAAUGGGAAGCAAUCUCACUGUUACGGAAUGCCGUACGAUAACCAUUCUUAUGGGAAGCCAUUUCAAUGUUACGGAAUGUCGUACAAUGACCAUCCUUAUAAGAAGCCUUUUCAGUCUUACGGCAUGUCGUACGAUAACCAUCCUUAUGUGAAGCCAUUUCAAUGUUACKGCAUUUCGUACGACAACAACAUUCUUAUGGGAAGCCAUUCCGAUGUUACGGAAUGUCGUACGAUAACCAUUCUWAUGGGAAGCCAUUUCGAUGUUACGGCAUUUCGUACGAUAACAACAUUCUUAUGGGAAGACAUUUCACUGUUACGGAAUGUCGUACGAUAACCAUUCUAAUGGGAAGCCAUUUCAAUGUUACGGAAUGUCGUACAAUAACCAUCCUUAUAAGAAGCCUUUUCAGUCUUACGGCAUGUCGUACGAUAACCAUCCCUAUGUGAAGCCAUUUCAAUGUUACGGCGUGCCGUACGAUAACCAUCCUUAUGGGAAGCCAUUUCAAGGUUACGGCAUGUCGUACAGUAGUUUUGUAGUUUGUGCCUAAACCGGACUUACGCUUUCACAGUAUAAUACUUAAUCAAGAGAGCAUUAAUAAGAGAGGGAUACUUCUGAAUAUCGCGCGCGCAAUGUAAAUUACUGGUUGGGCUAUUUUUAGAAACUGGAUAGAGUUUAAAUUUCGCCUUACCCUACUCCUGUGCUUCAACUAGCGCGAAUGCGCGCAUUUUCCGUUUGUAGUUUUGAUCUCUUAUUUAUGCUCUCUUGACUUAAUAUAAUGUAUCUCUACGGCUGUUGGGCACGUAACAUUUAGUUCUGCACAAACCAGACUGCACACUAUAAUCAUGUUGUAAGCUAGCGAAGAUAACACUUUGUAAAUAUUAUACCACAAUAUCAAGAAAAACUCCGAUUACAUGAAGAACGCAAGGGUUAAGUCAGUUUUUUAUUUUCAAUGUUAUGGGAAUGUUGUGUUUAAAUGUUAGGGAGUUUGGGUAUUGAUUAUUGUAAUAUUGCAUGUUAUUAAAACAUUGUUGCUUUAGUCUU
Actinia tenebrosa (Australian red waratah sea anemone) is the source of this 2432-nucleotide messenger RNA. RefSeq names its product receptor expression-enhancing protein 1. Gene Ontology annotation, cellular component: cytoplasmic microtubule; endoplasmic reticulum tubular network; endoplasmic reticulum membrane. Gene Ontology annotation, biological process: endoplasmic reticulum tubular network organization. Gene Ontology annotation, molecular function: microtubule binding. NCBI's taxonomy places the organism in Eukaryota, Metazoa, Cnidaria, Anthozoa, Actiniaria, Actiniidae. The record is from RefSeq and is a predicted model, not a curated record.